Molecule: messenger RNA, 957 nt
Organism: Vicugna pacos (alpaca)
Lineage: Eukaryota; Metazoa; Chordata; Mammalia; Artiodactyla; Camelidae
Source: RefSeq, a predicted model, not a curated record
CCAGCGGUGGCCGCAGCCUACACCUUCCUCCAGAGAAACCCGAAGCAUGAGCUCACCACCAAGUAUCUCAACUACUACCGGGGGCUGCUGGACGCCGUGGACGAGCCCCUCAUGGACUUGGAGGCCCAGCCUUACGAGGCCGUCUUCCUGCGGGCUGUGAAGCUCUACAACAGCGGGGAUUUCCGCAGCAGCACGGAGGACAUGGAGCGGGCCCUGGCCGAGUACCUGGCCAUCUUUGCCCGGUGUCUGGCUGGCUGUGAGGGGGCCCAUGAGCAAGUGGACUUCAAGGACUUCUAUCCAGCCAUAGCAGAUCUCUUUGCAGAAUCCCUGCAGUGCAAGGUGGACUGUGAGGCCAACUUGACCCCCAAUGUGGGCGGCUACUUUGUGGAAAAGUUCGUGGCCACCAUGUAUCACUACCUGCAGUUUGCCUACUACAAAUUGAACGACGUGCGCCAGGCCGCCCGCAGUGCCGCCAGCUACAUGCUCUUCGACCCUGGAGACAGUGUCAUGCAGCAGAACCUGGUGUAUUACCGCUUCCACAGGGCUCGCUGGGGCCUGGAGGAGGAGGACUUCCAGCCCAGGGAGGAGGCUAUGCUCUACCACAACCAGACAGCUGAGCUGCGGGAGCUGCUGGACUUUGCACACAUGUACCUGCAGGCAGAUGAUGAGAUGGAGCUGGAGGAGACAGAACCACCCAUGGAGCCUGAGGAGCCUCCAUCUGAUGCCGAGUUUGAGGGGGAGGAUGACUAUGAGGAGAGCAUCUAUGCUGACUGGUGGCAGGAGCCGGAUGCCAAGGGUGAUGAGGCUGAGGCUGAGCCAGAGCCUGAACUAGCAUGAGAAGAGGGCCCCCCUGCACCCCUCAAGAACUUGGGAAGCCUGGCCCAGUGACACCACCCUCACCAGCCUGGACAGCAACAAGAACUAUUUAUUAAACAUGUAAAAUGGACAUAGCUGACC